Molecule: messenger RNA, 1450 nt
Organism: Podospora pseudocomata
Lineage: Eukaryota; Fungi; Ascomycota; Sordariomycetes; Sordariales; Podosporaceae
Exons: 4
Coding region: 305-1126 (273 amino acids)
Molecular function (GO): phosphatidylcholine lysophospholipase A1 activity
Source: RefSeq, a predicted model, not a curated record
CUUGCAACCUUGCGCGUAUCAUCAAACAUUGUUCUUUUUACGGUGCAUCAAACUGUGAUCAUAAACUUGCCUCUGGAAUAUCCUUUCGACAGUUUCAACGAAGCGCUCAACAAGCUAGCUGGAUAGCCAACGAAGGAGGCGCAUCCCCGCGUCAUCAUCACCCCGUCAGUUCUCCAGCCAUCAAUCAAGCAUCAGCUUCCACUUCCACCACCUCACAACCCCUCGAACACGUGUCUCUUGAUAUCGCUACUGCCUCCUUCCGAAAACAAACCUGGGCCAUCGCAUCUCCAAAGCCCUUGCAAAGAUGGCAGCCCGCCAGAAGCUGCGCAUCCUCUGCUUUGGGGACAGUCUUACAGCAGGCUAUUCCUACCUAGGCUCCGCCUACCACCCGUACCAUUUCAAGAUGGACCAGAUGCUGGCGAUGGCCUUUCCCGACUACGAAAUAACCACCGUCGAGCGGGGGAAGUGCGGGGAUAUGGUCAGGAAUGGGUUCCUGACGAGGAUGCAGGAGUGCUUCCCGCCUGCUAAAAAGGACGAUAAGCCUCCGUUUGACUGGGUGAUUGUUUUGGGAGGCACAAAGUAUGUCUACGUCCCUUUGAUAGACUGGUUGAUGAGGUCCGCUGACGAAGUAUCAAGCGACAUCGCGUUUAGAGUACCACCGCAGGAAAUCUUCAAGAAGUUGACUGAGGUCUGGGAUAUACCGCUUCGACGUGGAUGUAAAGUCCUGGCCCUAACAGUCCCCGAUGUGGUGGGCGACAGCAAAUUCAAGAUGAGGGGCGAUGCGGAUAGGAAAGUGCUCAACGAGCUGAUCAUGGGUUACAAGAAGCCUAACUUGCACGUAUACGAUCUCCACGAUGCUAUCAGCUUGACGAAGAUGUCCUCGACAGACAGGAAGACUUACAGGGAUGACCAAAUCCAUUUCACCCCAGAAGGCUAUGACCUGAUUGGUAACAAAGUGGGCAUGGCCUUGGUGAGCUUACUGGUUAAGCAGAGGGUGGCGGAUCUUCCUCCCGCAAAGAGACGGCGGAUAUUCAAGAACGAUGACAAGCUCUUCGAGGAGGAGACCGGCAACCCAGAGAGCCUCGACGGGGGCUAUGUUGUGGUUCGGCGAACCGAUCUGGACUAGGCGCCUGCUUUUUUUUUUUUUUUUUUUUUGUUUUUUUUUGGAUUUCUAUUUCUGGUUAUACAUGGUAGUGGCGGACAGCGUUUGGCUUUCUAGUCUCAAGAGAACAGGUUUGGCAUCGGCGUAUCUCGAGUUACGGCAACGGUUGGAUAGGUAUCUCGGGGGUAAGUAAAUAUUUGUUUUAUAUUCGAAUUCUUCAUUAUUCAUCUAUGAUCUAGACAUUUUGCCCACAGACAGGGCAUGUCAGUACACAAUUCAACCGGCUACAUGUCCCAAACAGCGGGACGAUGCGGCUCGCUUGUUAUAAACAGAUGCGCUUCUUCUGAC